AUGGCGUCUACUCCCCUGCGUGGGGCCGAUGGGAGCCCCGAGGGGGAGGGCAGCACGAAGCGCAGCAGUGGGGUGUAUAGGGACCUCAGCAGCAACAGCAGCAGCAGCAGCAGCAAGCCUGGAAGCAGCAGCAGCAGCAGCAGCAUGUCUCGCCGGCCCAAACCGAGCAGCGCGCAGCAGAAUCUGCUGCAGCGCAGCGCAAGCAGCAGCGUGCAGCACAGCCGCCCGGCCUGCAGCAGCCAGGGCAGCAGAGCCAGCAGCAGCAGCAGCAGCAGCAGCAGCAGCAGCACGGAGAACAUCAAGGUGGUGGUGCGCUGCCGCCCCAUCAGCGCAGCAGAGCAGCGCAGCAGCAGCAGCACAGCAGUGCACAUAUGCGCAGAGACGCAGCAAGUGUCGGUUUUGCUGCCAGCAGCAAGCAGCUACCGGCAGCAGCAGCAGCAGCAGCAGCAGCGCAGCAGCAGAGUCUUCAGAUUCGACGGCGUCUGCCCCGUCAGUGUGCAGCAGGAGGAGCUCUUCAACGCCCACGUCAAGCCUCUCGUUGACCAGGUGCUGGAGGGCUACAACUGCACUUUAUUUGCCUACGGCCAAACGGGCACAGGAAAGACCUACACUAUAGAAGGGCCCCACGACCAGUACGCGCAGUACCUGCGCAGCAGCAGCAGCAGCAGCAGCAGCAGCAGCAGCAGCGGCGGCGGCGGCGGCGGCGGCGGCUGCAGGGGGGGCGGCGGCAGCACUUCGAGCAGCAGGAGCAACAGCAGCGCGGGCCUAGCCAAAGUGCCUGCAGCAACAGCAGCAGCUGCUGCUGCUGCAGCUAGCAGCAGCAGCAGCAACGCCGCAGCUGACACGGAGAGCACUCCCAGCUGCAACGCCAGCAGCAGCAACAGCAGCAGCAGCAGCAGCAGCAGCAUUGAGCUAAGCCCAGAUGCAGGCAUAUUGCCCCGCGCCGUUUGUUAUAUCUUCGAGCAGCUGCAGCAAGCCAGCAGCAGCAGCAGCAGCAGCGACUACAUGCUGCGCUGCAGCUUCUUAGAAAUAUAUAAUGAGGAGUUGGUGGAUUUGCUGGCCCCGCCUGCAGCAGCAGCAGCAGCAGGGUCGUCAGCAGCAGCAGGCCAGCAGCAGCAGCAGCCCAAAUUGAGGAUCUACGAAGAGCAGCAGGGAGACAGCUACAGCAGCAGCAACAGCAGCAGCAGCAGCAGCUGGGGUGCAACAAGAGGCCCAGGAGCUGUUCGAGUAGAUGGCCUUACAGAGAAGAGAGUCAACAGCCCCCAGGAGGUGUUCGCGCUGCUGCUGGGGGCAGCGCCUCGCCGCAGCUUCGCCUGCAGCGGCAGCAACUCGAGAAGCAGCAGAAGCCACACAAUAUUUUCUCUUUCUGUUUGCAUUUCGGAGUCUCCAAGUGUCUCAUCUGCUGCUGCUGCUGCUGCUGCUGCUGCUGCUGCUGAGGAAGAUAGCAGCAGCACGCGGCAGCAGCAGCAGCAGCAAGCAGGAGUGGUCGCAGUAGAGGAGGUCGUGAGAAUCGGCAAGCUGAGCCUCGUGGAUCUUGCAGGGAGCGAGAACCUGGAGCGCAGCUGGGGCGCAGCAGCAGCAGCAGCAAACCGCCGCAAAGAAGCCUCAGCAAUUAAUCAGUCUUUGCUGACUUUGGGCCGCUGCAUUAAUGCCCUCGUCGAGAAGCAAACUUAUGUCCCCUUCAGAGACUCCAAACUCACCCGACUCCUCCAGGACAGUUUGGGGGGCAGCACGAAGACCUGCCUCAUUGCCACCAUCGGCCCCACAGGAGACACUUUGGAAGAGACUUUGUGCACUUUAGACUACGCGUUUCGGGCGAAGAGCGUGACAACGCGGCCCGUUGCGACUUUGCGCAGAUCUCGAGAUGCGCUGCUGUCGCAGCUGCUGUCGGAGAAUGGGCAGCUGCGGCUGCUGCUGCAGCAGCAGCGGGAGCGCGAGGGGGUGUUUCUGCCUCUGGAGCUCUACACCCAGCAGCAGCAGCAGCAGCAGCAGCAGCAGCACGCGCUCCAGCACCACGCCGCGCUCCUCCAGCAGCUCCAGCAGCAAGUCAAAGCACAGCAGCAGCAAAUCCAGCAGCAAAACGAAACCCACAAGCAGCAUCUGCAGCAAAUGGACGCGCUUCGGCUCUCUUUACAGCUCAGCCAGAACAGCCUAAAAGAAGAGCAGCGGAUAACCGAAGCCCUGCAGCAGCAGCAGCAGCAGCACUCCGCAGCAUCUGCUGCUGCUGCGGAUUCUCUGCGACGGGCAGUUGAGGACAUCACGGUGCUCCAACAGCAGCAGCAGCAGCAGCAACAGCAGCAGCAAGCUGCAGUAGCAGCAUGUACUCAAUUUUCUUCGUCUCUAGAGGUCAGCAACAGCAGAGUCGCGCUGCAGCAGCAGCAGGCUGACGCAGCUGCUGCUGCAGCGCAGCAGCAGCUGCUGCUGCAGCAAGUGCAGCAGUUUCUGCAGCAGCUGCAGGAGACUGAACAGCAGCGCCAAGGCUCUGCAGAAGAGGACGCAUCAGCAGCAGCAGAGCAGCAGCAGCAGCAGGCGCUGCUGCUGCAGCAGCUGCAAGAACACAGUGUCUUGGUGCAGCGGCUGCGAGAGAAGCAAAAGGAGCAGCAGCAGCUGCUGCAGCAGCAGCUGCUACUGCUGCAGCGAAAUACAGAGGCUUUGGACGCAGCAACAAAGGCAAGCCAUGCUGCGGAGCAUCAGCGGAAGCACACAUUGCUGCUGCAGCAGCUGCUAGAAAGUGCAAAGCAGCAGCAGGAAGACUGCCUUAGAGCUGCAGAGCAGAACAUCACAUCAACCCGUAAGGAGUGCACGGCGAAGCAGCAGCAGCUGCAGCAAACGCUGCAGGGUUUGGUGUCUACUGUUGCUGCUGGGGGCUCAGCAGCUGGGCAGCAGCUGCAGCAGCUGCAGCAGCGGUUUGAGGAGGAAGCGGCUGCAAGGCAGCAGCAGACAGAGGCAGCAGCAGCAGCAGUUGCUGCUGCAGUGCAGCAGCAACUCGCAGCAUUUGUGAGAGCGCAGCAGGCUGCAGCAGAGCAGCAGCGCCAGCAGCUAGUGCAGGAGCUGGCUGUGGCUCAGCAGCAGCAGCAACAGCAGCAAGCAGUACAGGCUGCAGCAGCAGACAAGGCAAUCGCUGCUGCUGCUGCUGCUGCUGCUGCAGCAGACGACGUAUCCCUGAACGCCACUAACGUGCUGCAUCAGAUGCUUGCUGCUGCUGCUGCAGCAAGAGAAGAGCAACACAGCUCUUUAGCAGCAGCAAAAGAGGAAGAGACAAAAGAAAUGCUGCAGCACCUCAAGGCCACCAAUGACUGCUGCACCGACACUAAACAAAAGACAGACGCGGGGCAGCAAGGAUUGCUGCAAUGUCUCGACACUCUGCAGACGCAGCAGCAGAAGGCAGCAGUUGCUGCAGAGGCAGCUGCAGCAGACCUGAAUGCUGCAGCAACGCGUGCUCAGCAGCAGCAGCAGAAGUUUGCAGCAACUGCGGCAGCAGCCAUCGAAGCAGCAGCAGCAGCAGCAGCCAGCAGCAGCACUUGCUGCAGCCAAGCAGCAACAGAAGCAGCAGCACGAGCUACCGCGUUUGCUUCAGAUGUGGAGCAGCAGCUCCGCAUUUGCAGGAGUUCCGCCAGUGGAGGCCAAGGCGCUGAAGCAGACUGCAGCAGCGACAGCAGCAGCAGCAGCAACAGCAGCAGCAACGCCGGCAGCAACAGCAGCAGCGGCCCUUGCUGCUGCAGCGCCUGUGCUGCAGCAGCAGCAGCUGAGCGCUGGCAGUCGUGGAAGCCCAGUCCAUUGCCCGCGUUGCUAUCUGCUUCUGCUCUUAGAGAAGCAAAUGCAACUGAGGAAGCAAACUGCGAAAAUGAUCCUCCUGAGACCCCGCAAAGAAGCUCUCCUGCUGCUGUUGCUGCUGCUGCUGCUGCUUCGCCGUCGAGCUGCAGCAGCAGCAACAGCAACAGCAGCAGCUUCAGCGGCAGGAAGGCUGUGGGGGCACGGCUCGUUGCAGCUGCUGCUGCAGCAGUGACAGCAGCAGCAACGCCGCCACAGACGCAAAAGCUGCUGAAGCAAAAAGCAUAUUCAAGUAGCGCUUCCCCCUUUAAGGCAAUGUACUCCAGCAGCAGCUGCAAGAAAAGCAGCAGCAGCAGCAGCAGCAGCAAGGCGCGGCGGCGGUCUCGCAGCAGCGACGAACGCAAUAGUGCGGAUUCAGCGAAUAAGAAAAGACACACUCCUGAGGAUUGUGGAACGAGCUUGUGA
This is a messenger RNA of Eimeria tenella, 4236 nucleotides long. Its product is annotated as kinesin motor domain containing protein, putative. Gene Ontology annotation, biological process: microtubule-based movement. The record is from RefSeq and is a predicted model, not a curated record. Lineage: Eukaryota; Apicomplexa; Conoidasida; Eucoccidiorida; Eimeriidae. Gene Ontology annotation, molecular function: plus-end-directed microtubule motor activity; ATP binding; microtubule binding. Bases 1 to 4236 code for a protein of 1411 amino acids. The transcript has 13 exons.